UUAUUGAAUUUGUCAAAAGAAUAGGUGAAGAAAAAGAAAAAAAAAGAAAAAAUAAAAAUAAGAAGAAAAUAAAAAGUGGAUAGUUUGCAUAUUUCUUUCAUGCAGAGGUAUCUUCUUCCUUUGACUAUUUCUCCUCAUUCCCCCACUUGAAAUAUAUUUUUUUUUUUUUUUUUAUAAAUUGAGCUGGGUAACAUAUUGUCUGUCUCAGUCAGUCGAGUUUCUCGCAACUCUCUGGCCAAUCACUUCCCCUCUAUUAAUCCCCACUCUAAAUAAAAUUCUCAACAACACACUCACACACCAGGCAUCUCAACUCGGCAGCAGUUACGGCAGCGUCAGAUCGACAACGACCGUGUUCGACUAACGUUAUAUAUUUACACACGAGACAUUCAAUACUAUUAUUAUUAUUACAUUUAUACGGUGGCUCUCACAUCACAAUUCAGUGCAUCAUCAUCAUCAACAUCAACAUCAUCAUCACAAAGAGAGCCAAGUGAAAAAAAUAUUUAAAAUUAAAAAAAUAUAUAUAUUUAAUGAAAACAAUUAACGUUAGUUUUAAACAUUAUUUUGACAUAAUUAAUUUACAAGUUUAAUUUAGAUAAAAAUACAUUUGACAUAAAAAAAAAAAAGUUUAAUUGAAAAUUGUGACACAAAAGUUUAGUGUUUAUUUGUGAUUAAUUAAAUUAAUCAAGAAAUGAGAACAUCAUAUUAAUUAAAAUUAAUAUAUUUUGAUAAUUUGACGUGAAAUCAAUUGGAAAUGUGGAAUUCUUCAUUACACGGAUUAAAUGGAAUAUACCAAAAGUGUUAAAUAAAGUGUGAAUUUUUAUUUGUGUGGUAUUUAUUUCACUACUACUAUUUUUGUGUGAAAAAAGUGGCUUUUUUUUUUUUUGUUUACUUGUGUUAUUAGUAUAUAUAUAUAUAUUUGUUUUUUUUUUUUUUUUAUAUUGUUUUCUGUGUUUCGAAAAACGGGGGACUUGUUUUAGUCCCUUAUGGCUGCGCAGAAAGUUUAUUGUUUAUUUGCCUCAAGAAGGUAACCCAAAAUAGGGGUAUUAUUUAAUAAUAAAUCAACAAUUGUUGGUUUACAUUAAUUUUGUAUAAUUAAUAAUUUUUACAAAAAUGUGGACCACAAUGCUUAUUUGGACGAUGGCAGUUGUCCUACUUCCAUCACCUCGUGUGGUGUAUGCCUCUGGUGUAUUUGAGCUACGUUUAAAAUCAUUUACAAAUGAAUAUGGAAAAGACAACAUGGGAAAAUGUUGUUCUGGUAGUACAACAAUAAAUGGUACCUGUUUGGGUGUAUGUAAAACAAGAUUUCGUGUUUGUUUAAAACAAUAUCAAGCUAAAAUUGAUACAACAACACCUUGUACAUAUGGAGAUGUUGUUACACCAGUAUUAGGUGGUAAUAUUGUUAAUUUAAAUCCAGAUGUUGCAUUACCAAGUUUUACAAAUCCAAUUAGAUUUCCAUUUGACUUUUCAUGGCCUGGUACAUUUUCACUCAUUGUUGAAGCUUAUCAUGAUACCGAUAAUACAACACAUCAUUCAGCUGAAAAAGUAUUGAUAACAAGACUGACAACUCAACGCUGGCUGGAUGUUGGAACAUCAUGGACUGAGGAUGAACAUAGAAGUGCACAUGCACGUAUGGUUUAUGAAUAUCGUGCAACUUGCAGUGCACAUUAUUAUGGCAAGGGUUGUGAGAAUCUAUGCAGACCCCGUGACGAUAGCUUUGGACAUUACAGCUGCAGUCCAACCGGUGAACGUGUAUGCUUGUCAGGAUGGAAGGGCGAUUAUUGUGCAACUCCUCGCUGUUUGACUGGAUGUAAUGAACAGCAUGGACACUGCAGUCAACCCAACGAAUGCACAUGUAAUCCUGGCUGGACUGGACAAUUCUGUGACCAAUGUGUUAGAUAUCCAGGAUGUCUUCAUGGUACAUGCCAAAAACCAUGGGGUUGUAUGUGUAAUGAAGGAUGGGGUGGUUUAUUUUGUAAUCAAGAUUUAAAUUAUUGUACAAAUCAUAAACCAUGUAUGAAUGGUGGCACCUGUUUUAACACCGGUCAAGGUUCUUACACCUGUUCUUGUGCUCCUGGCUUUACUGGUACUGAUUGUGAAACACCAUUGUCUGAUUGUCAUUCAAAUCCUUGUUUAAAUGGUGGUUCAUGUUCAAUGAAUAACAAUAAUACAAUUACUGGAUCAUCAUCAUCCUCAUCAUCAUCAUCAGGAUCAUCAGGAUCAUCAUCAUCAUCAUCUUCAACAGGAUUAUCAAAUCAAUUCAACAACAACAACAUGGGAAAUAAAACAAAUGAAUCAACAAUUCAAACAGCAUAUCGUUGCACCUGUUUACCAGGUUGGAGUGGUCGUCAUUGUGAAAUAACAUCAAAAUCAUGUAGAGAUUCACCAUGUUUACAUAAUGGUGUAUGUGUUGAUGAUUCAUUAAAAGGAUAUACUUGUCAUUGUACAGCUGGUUAUUCUGGUAAAGAUUGUGAAACACAAGUUGAUGAAUGUUCACCAAAUCCAUGUAAUAAUAAUGGUACAUGUACACCAACACAAAAUGGUUUUAUGUGUACUUGUCCAGCUGGUUAUACUGGUGAUAAUUGUGAAAUAAAUAUUGAUGAUUGUCAAGGUGAUCCAUGUUUAAGUGGUGGUACAUGUGUUGAUAUGAUUAAUCGUUUUCGUUGUCAAUGUGUACCUGGUUAUGUUGGAUUAUUGUGUCAAGAUAAAGUUGAUUAUUGUUUAGCUAAACCAUGUGCAAAUGGUGGUAUAUGUGCAUCUGGAACAAAUGAUUAUGUUUGUACAUGUAAAGCUGGUUUUACUGGUAAAGAUUGUAGUGUUGAUGUUGAUGAAUGUAAAAGUAAUCCAUGUAAUAAUGGUGGUUUAUGUAAAAAUCGUGUUAAUGGUUUUGUUUGUGAGUGUACAACUGGAUGGCGUGGUGAUACAUGCAAUGAACAAAAUGAUGGUACAACAAUUGUACGUCCAUCAAACAACAACAACAACUAUAACAACAAUAACAACAACAACAACAAUAAACGUCAUUUUAAUAUGAAUAAUACAAAUAACAACAACAACAAUAAUCAUCAUUAUAAUAAUAAUGGUAUACCACCAUCAGGUGCAAGUUAUUGGUCUGGUAAUUUAUCAAGACCAUCAGCUGAAGCACGUGAUGCUGGUUUAACAACUGAACAUGUUGUUGUUAUUGCAACAUUAUCAACAGCAGUACCAGCAUUUGUACUUGUUGCUGCAAUUGCUGUUAUGUGUAUGAAACGUCGUCAAAAACGUGAACAAGCACGUGCUGAUGAAGAAGCACGUAUACAAAAUGAAAGAAAUGCUGUACACAGUAGUUUAACAAAACGUAUUGUAACAAGUAAUUGUAAUGGUACAAAUAGUAAUGGUAAUAGUAGUUUAUAUCAAGGUAAUCAAACAAAUACAAAUAGUAGUAGUAUUUGUUCAAUAAAUGGUGAUUCACAUAUGAUUAAAAAUACAUGGACUGCAAAUAAAAGUGUUAAUAAUUCACGUAAUGAUAAUACACGUGAUGAUUUAGAUUUAUCAUUUCAAACUGAUAGUGGACAUGAUAUAUCAUGUGGCGGUGGAGGUGGAGGAGGAGGUGGUGGUUAUAAACCAGAACAAAUAAUAAAUGAUGGAAGAUCAAGAACACCAAAACAAUUAAAUACUGAUGCUGCUGCACAUCGUACAUCUUAUCAUUUUCAAAAAGAUAAAGAUAUAUGUGGUAGUGUUGGUGGUUUAAUUGAUUCAAAAAGAACAUCAUCAAUAUUUUCAACAAAUAAUAAUAACAAUAAUAAUAAUAAUAAUAACAAUAAUACAGAUUCAUGUUGUGGUAAUGAUCCAGCGUUACUUAAAAGACCGUUAAAUGAUAGUGGUGGCGGGGGUGGUGGUGGUGUUAAUGAGGGUAAUUGUGGUGUAUAUGUCAUUGAUGAUCAUUAUAGACAUGAUUCAAGUAUUGCAUCAACCCUUGCAACAGAAGUGUAGUAGUCAUCCAUUUAUUUAAUUUAAACUAAAAAAAGAAAUUAUUAUUAUUAUUAUACAGACAAUGCAUUGCUGCGUUACAAAGACUAUUAUCAAUUAUUAAUCUCUCUCUUUUCUUUUUUUUCAAUAUUUUUUUAAAUUCAAUUUUGGUAUAAUUAUUAAUUAUUAUUAUUAAAACUAUAUUUUCAAUCUCCCUGAUUAGUCAGCCGUAUAUUUAUCCGUUAUUUUUUUUUUUUUUCAAAUAACUGUUAAAACUUUUUUGACUAUUUUUCGUUUUUUUAUUUUAUUUUUUUUGAUACUGUAUUUUAUUGUGAUUAAAGUUACUUUUAAUAGCUUGAUAUUGAGUUUAAUUAAUUUCAAAUUAUUACGAAAAAAAAAAAAAAUAAUACAGUAAAUAGAAAAAAAAAUAAAUAAACUUAAAAUUACGCCAAAAUGUUUUAGAAACAUUUAAAUGCACAUUUACGCGAGUAACUGGAUUAUUUCGUGUUAGCACAAAAUAGACAGGGAGAUUUGAAUGAAAAAUAAGAAGAAAAAAAUAUAUAUAUAUUAAAUAAAUAAUAGUUAAAGAAUAAAUUAAAAAAAAAAAAAAAAAAAAAUAUAAAAAAAAGAAAAAGAGAGACGAAGAUAAAAGUGAGAGAGCCGCUUCGGUGAUGCAAAUGCACGCCAACGCGCAAAAUAAUAAAAUUUAAAAUAAUAAUAAAUAAAUAAAUAAAAAACACCCCCCUCCACAAGUCCCUUAGGUAUUUAUAAUAAUUAUCAAUGCUCGAAGCAAAAGUAAAAUAAAACGAAAAAAAAAAAAAAACUGUACAGAAUUAAUUUAUUAUAAUUGUUAUUUACUAUUAUUACGGAGUUUUCACCGUGCUAUUGAUGUUAUGUGUAUUUAAAAAAAAAAACGACGACGAAGAUGAUGAUGAUGAUGAAGAAAAAAACUAAGAAAAAUGAAAAAAAAAAAACAUAAUAUUAAUAGCUUUAUUAUUGAUAAUUAUAUUAUGGAUUAUCAUUGUUCCAAUAAAUUAAAUUUACGUUUAUGUGUAUGUUAGAGUGACCUCUGUAUAUGUGCAUUUCAAUUUUUUUUUUUUAAAUUUUUUUUGUAAACGUCGAUUAAUAUAUAUAAAAAAUAAAAAAUAUAUUUUUUUUUGCAACGAGUGAUUAUGUGCGUGUGAGAAAAAAUUGUACAUCGAGUAUGCAUGUAUAUGUCUGUAAAUGUGUAUUAUUUUAUAUAUAUAAAUAUAUCUAUAUAUUUUUUUUUUUUUUUUGAAUGUAAAAACGUCAGGAUUUAUAUAUGUUUCGUAAUGAUAUUUUUUUUUUUUUUUUAUUUCUUUUUGUUUUGUCGGGAAGGCGCUUUUUUCGAUGACCCGAUUUUGUGUGUGCGCGGCCUUUAAAUCAAAUCGAAAUCUUUUGUGACUUUGGAAUUUUUUUGGUAAAAUUUUAGAAUCAUGACGUCAUAAAUUUCUAUAAUGUCCAGAAUUGCAAAUUUGACAAUGAAGGUUUUUUUUUUUUUUCGUCUCGAAUGAAUUGUGAUUGAAAGAAAAAAAAAAAAAAAAAAAAAAAGUGAACGGGGUUUCGUAAAGACAUGUUCAUUUUUUUUUUUUUUUUUCGUUUAAUUUUUGAGUCAAGCAAUUAUGUUGGAAAAAUCAUUAAACGAAAGUCUGGAGUUUUUGUUUUUGUAAAGUCUGCGACUAAAAAAAAAUUGUCAAGAUAUUUUUUCUUAUACUUUUUUUUUUUGUUAUUUUUUCGAGUUGACUUUCGAGAACAGACGUACGGUGACACUCAGCCAGGCUAAAGGAGUUUUAUAGUUUCCAAAAAUAAUUUUUUGGAUGGAAAAAAAAAUAAUGAUAAAAAGACAUGCAGUGACGCCCCUCUUUUGCGACAUACAUAUAAUAUUGUAUUUGUUUUUUUUUUUUUAAAUUUAUUUCCUGUGUGCUGCCGACGAGGGACGACACUGCGUCUCAUUGCUAAACGCACCGACGUCUGUUUGCGAAUGUAUCUUUACAACGAAAAAAUAAAAAAAAAAGGGAAAAGUAUACAAGAGAAAUGAGCGAUGGAUAGAUAAAUAUAAAAAGUUUUUGGAAAAAUAAUUUUUAACCAAAGCAUGCAAUUGAAAAAAAAAGAAAGAAAAAUAAUAAUAAAUAGUAAAAAUGGUUAAAUAAAUAUAGUAAUGAUUAUAAAAAAAAAAAAUUGUAAGGCCGUGCACAGAUUACGUGACUCAUCUGGGCAUUUAUUUUGUAAAAAAGAAUAACUUUAUUUAUGAUUUUUUUUUUCUGAAAGAGAUUGUAAUGUCGAGGUGAAUGACAAGAUUCUAUAUACAGAAUUGUUAACUACUUUUUUUUUUUUUUUUUCAUUUUUGCUAUGUCAUAUUUUUUUGUAUCAUUUAUCUUUUGUAUCAUCUUUAUUUAUUUAUAUAUUAUAUUUUUUUUUCUUUUAUACAAAUUGAUGAGAAUGCAGACACCUUGCAUGAUUAAUAUACAAAAUUUAAUUCACAAAUUUAUAGACAAAAAUAUUGAAAGAAAAAAAAAAAGAAAUAAUUAUGAAACAAUGUGACUAAUUAUGUGGCGAAAUUAAAUGUUUAAUUAUUUAUUUUGUGAAUUUAUAUGGAGGUUACUAAUUCGUAAAUUAAUAACUAAAUAAUAAAUUUUUUUUUGAUAACGAAAAUUAAAAUUAAAUAAAUA
Messenger RNA from Aphidius gifuensis, 6632 nucleotides. It is a transcript of the gene Delta, whose product is annotated as neurogenic locus protein delta-like. The transcript has 6 exons. Gene Ontology annotation, cellular component: plasma membrane; protein-containing complex. Bases 1111 to 3966 code for a protein of 951 amino acids. The record is from RefSeq and is a predicted model, not a curated record. Gene Ontology annotation, biological process: cell communication; Notch signaling pathway; multicellular organism development. Gene Ontology annotation, molecular function: calcium ion binding. Lineage: Eukaryota; Metazoa; Arthropoda; Insecta; Hymenoptera; Braconidae.